Molecule: messenger RNA, 651 nt
Organism: Nematocida ausubeli
Lineage: Eukaryota; Fungi; Microsporidia
Exons: 1
Coding region: 1-651 (216 amino acids)
Source: RefSeq, a predicted model, not a curated record
AUGUUCAAGAGGUACAAGCUUAAGCCAAAAGUAAUAAAACCACUUGCAGUAAGAUCAAGAUCCAUUGGAGUUUCAAAAAGAAUAACGGACGAAAUGGUAAAGAUACUGAGCAUGCUGAGGCACUCUUCGUCAUCAGUUAGAAUGAGGGGUGCAAGAGAGGCAGAGGCACUAGAGUGCAUCUCUGAAGAAAUGAUCAGAGAGAUAAUGAAGAUGUGCAAGAGCGAAAAGAAGGAAGUUCGUGCACUCUUCUAUCGAAUUACGCAUAAAUUCCUGGGGAAAGCACUUCCAGCAGAGCUAAAGAGCUGGGAGGAGUAUAUUAUGCUAUAUUUAGAGACCAUGCUGACGUGCAGUGUGAUUGACGUCAGAAAAGACGGCUUGAAUAUGCUGGAUAUUUCCAUGAAGUAUUUCCCAGAGAAAGCAAAUGAAAUGAAGACAGAGCUAAUGGCAUGGCUGAAAAAUGAUGAAAGAAUUAUGUCGUUAGACCCGAAGUACACAAAGUGGACAUGCGACAUCAUAAAGAGACAGAAGUCAUUAAUGGCACUGCAGAAGACAAAGCAUCCAGUUGCCACAUUUGACAGCAAGAUAUACCUUCUAGAGGACAGUGUGCUUAUAAAUGACCUAUACAAAAGCACAAACUACCAGAGUAUCUAG